Anarrhichthys ocellatus (wolf-eel) is the source of this 2527-nucleotide messenger RNA. Its product is annotated as transmembrane protein 205. NCBI's taxonomy places the organism in Eukaryota, Metazoa, Chordata, Actinopteri, Perciformes, Anarhichadidae. The coding region runs from base 407 to 973 and encodes 188 amino acids. The record is from RefSeq and is a predicted model, not a curated record. The transcript has 4 exons.
GGGCGCGCUGAACCAGAGUUCUGGGUUAGCGGCUCUCGGUUCUUUAUCGCACAGCUGAGCACGAUCCAGAUGUUAGAUUUUUAUUUUUUUAUUCUCUCCCGUUUUUGAAUAGAGUUGUUCUCUGUCGCUCUCUCUCAGAGUCGUUCAAAAACAACGAUUCCUUCGCGACUCAACACUCACCACUCGCAAAGUGAGUUAGCAGAGCAGCUAAUUCACUGUCAAGCCGGUGAGAUUACUGUCAGAAGACAUCUGCAGCGAGCUGUCUGGAGUUAUUAACACAGAGAGCUUCUGGAGUGGAGCAUCAGGUGUCCUCCAUUACUGGCCCAAGACAGUGCUGGUUUUUGGAGACUCCAGUGGAGUCCAGACUGGAGAAGAGAGAGAGAGAGAGAGAAGCUGAGGAGACAACAUGCCCACUGACGGGGAGCCCACGGUCGCAGUGAAGCUGCUGCAGCUGCUGUUGCUCUCCACCUACUGGGGCAUGCAGAUUUGGGUCACCUUCAUUUCAAGCUUUGUGAUGGACAACCACCUGAACAGACACACCUUUGGGUUCAUCCAGAGUCGCCUUGUCCCGUUUUACCUCCACCUGGGUUCAGCCUGUGCCUUCUUCAACCUCACCAUCUACGCUGUGUAUCACCCCAGCGACAUGCUGGACGACAGAGAAGCCUUUCAGAUCUUCAUCUUCUUCGUGUCGGUGACGGUCGCGGCCGUCAACGCCCAGUGGUUCGGCCAGAUGACGUCAGAGAUCAUGGCGGACAUGCACCUGAUCGAGCAGGCGUGCGGUCUGGGUCAGGACAUCGGGCUGUCGUCGAACCGCGAGGCUUACGCCAAGCUGUGCGAGAUGGACGUCAAAUACCGACACCUGAGCAGCCGCCUGUGGCUGUACAGGCUGCUGUCCUCCCUCUGCAACCUCUGCUGCAUAGGCUGCAACUUCUACAGCCUCUGCUACAUCGCGGAGAACCUCGGCACGCUUUAAACCGACACAUAGCUGCUGGACUGAAAACAAAAUAGUCACUUGCACAUCACUCUUUUUUAAAACCAAAGCAGUAAGUUAUAUAUUUAAUACUUUCUCACUCUUAGUUAUAAGAUAAAAAGUCAAGUAAGCCUUGUUGUGCCUUGGGGGUUAAUGAAAGGAUUCAGCCGCCAUGUUUUGUUGGCGGUUUUGAGACAAUCGGUGUCAUUAAAGCUGCAUUUCUCUUAAAGGUUGUCGGGAGGCAAAUCAGUACAUGCAAUGACUAACGGCUCACCUUUCACCUACUGUGGCUGAGGUGGCGGUUUGACAUUUCACCCACUGCCUGUACGGCAGGGUGCCUUUCAGGAACCUAAACAUGAGGGAUGUUUAUUAAUAAUAACUACAUGCAGUACGGGAGUCACCACAGCAAUAAAUAGCAGAAAUGUGCUUCAUAUUUUUUUAAACGUAAGCUCAAAAGGAAAGCAUGUUUUAUUGAGGGCGCUGCUCAGUCCGGCUCUUCCUGUUUGGGUGCAGUUUGAAUACUUUUUUCAGUUACAGGUUUGUCCGGCUCACCUGAGGAGCACCUGUGAAGGGAACGCUUGUUCAUUAUCGUCUAUCUUUAGUCCUCCUGGCUGCUGGUGUGAAACAGAACACUUCAAACACUUUUAACUGUACACAAAGAAUUGUGAAGACUUGCUGAGAUGCUGUGGGUCCGUUUCGACUAAACGUCUGUAAUGAGGAGGAUAGGAGUACGGAGUCAUCUUUAUGCUUCAUAUCUUUAGCGUUAUUUUGCAGAUGUAGGUCUGAAAGAAACCCUUUCGGGGCUCCGUGUUGUCUGUUUGAAGACCUGAAUGAAAUCUCUGCAAUCGACCCUUUCACUGAUCGUCCCAUUAUGACUUCCAUCACACAUCACAGUGUUAAAUAUUUACUAAGCUGUCUGGUCUGUAGCUUGAAUUCCUCGAGUAUAUUUUUGCUUAGUUCUCAAAAUACGCAGCCAUGACUGGAAUAGAAGCCAAAUACUUUGUUGAGUUCUUUUGCUGGAGUUUUGUUCUGUGCAGUUCUGUUCUCGGGUUGUUGUUUGAAUAUCUGUUCCUCUCUGUGCUCUCAUCAAUGUUCUCUCUGUUCUUCUAGUUUGUGUCGGCUGUUUUAAACAUGUCCAUAAACCAAAGUUAAAAAGUACAUUAAGAGCACAGGCAGCUGAGUAUUUAUCCAGAAACUCUGGAGUGACGAAGGUCUUUAUGUGCCAAACACAAUGAUGCAAUAUUACCUGUUUUUAAACUGCACGUCCUUUUAAUUGUGUUGGCUCGGCCAGUCUAAAUUAAAAAUAUUGAAUGCAUGAUUUGACAGUUUUCUGCUUGAACACCAAAGCAUUGCUGUGUCAUUUUAGAGGAUUGUACAUGGAUUUUAGGGUAUUAAAGCUUGUGUCUUAAUGGGUUAUAGUCGUGUAAUACUGAAUGUAAGUUGAGGUCAGUGGUUGGUUGUGGGUUUGUGUCAAUGUUUUAACAUGCUGGUUUUUGUUUUUGUAUUAAAACUUGUUCCAAGUUGCGGGCGACUGUGGCUAAGUGGAUAGCAGGGCCG